GAUGUUACCAGUCUGGAAAUGUUAUUGUAGCCAAUCGUGCUGUGGAAAGCAGCUCACCGCAGAAAAGAAGGGAAGUCGUGCACCAAGGAGAGGGCAGGUACUUUUGAAUAAGUUUUUUGUUCAAUUUUUGUCAGCGCAUUCGAGGGAAAUGAGGGACCCCGGAGUUCAGCCUUUUAUGUGACAUUGCUGAAAAGCUUUACGCAGUUAUAAAGAUGGGUGACGAAGAUGAGGCAGCUCUCCAGAACGUCCAGAACAAACUCUCGAAUGUACUUCGAUUUUCCAAGAGAAAAGGGGGUGAUCAGCUCUGCAGGGACGAUUUUGAUGCUGGUCCAGCAAGUUUUGAUGUUAUUGAACCAGGACUACUACUGGGUAAUCUAACAACAGCUCUGGACCUAGAAACCCUCGAUUUGCAUGGGGUUAAUAACAUUCUUACUGUCGAUUCGGUGCCGUUGCCCCGUUCAAUCACUGAUAUUCAACACAUAAAGACUAAAUUUAUACAAGUGACAGACAAUGAAAAGGAAGCACUUAUUCUACACUUUGAUGAUGGGGUUAACUUCAUUAGCCAGGCGAUGGAGUCGGGAGUCGUCCUUGUGCACUGCUACUACGGUGUUUCAAGGAGUGCAACUCUUGUGUUGGCCUACAUAAUGAAAAAAUAUGGUAUUGACUUUGAUGAAGCGAUGGAAAGGAUUUUGGAAAAAAGAAGAUUUGUUAGACCAAAUCCAGGAUUUGAAGCUCAACUUCGACUCUACGCUGAAAUGGGCUGGCAAAUCGACCCUAAACACACAAAAUACAAGUACUUCAGACUCUCUAUAGCUUCUGACAAAGUGCGGAAAGCUAAAAUUUUACCACAAGACUGUCUUGAUGUAGUGAAGCCCGACCCAUUCUUAACCACACUGCAUCCUGAACCCUUGGUGUACCGUUGUCGGCACUGCAGGAGGACCAUAGCGUCUGCCUCUAAUGUUUUCCCGCACCAAAUAGCGACAGAUAGCAUCACGUGGCAAGCAAAACGGGUUAAUAGUGUCAAACGGAAAGCGAGCAGUGAUCCUCUGGUUCUGCAGUCGGCUGCGGACUCUGAGAUUGGCGGGAAAACGUGUUCUGCUACGCUGUUUGUCGAGCCACUGGCCUGGAUGCUUCCCACGAUUAGCCACCAGCCGCAGGGAAAGCUGCUCUGUCCCAAAUGCAAAGUCAAACUCGGGGCUUACUCCUGGCUUUCAGGUUGCCAGUGUCCUUGCGGGGUAAAGCAGGCGCCAGCGUUUUAUCUUGUUCCUUCAAAGCUGGAUUGGUGUACAAUGGUGCAGAACCUCCAAAUGACUGUCUAGUCUCGCAAUUUAAAGAAUCGUGUUCCUCAACUUCCCGGUAUUAUUGCAUUUUAAGAUUAUUAAUAUAUCUUGUGAUAGUGUUAUUUUUAAAAUUAAUUUUAAAUUAGGGUGAUGACCAAGAUAAAAUUUGCUUUCACGAUGUUUUUAUUGACUCUGAAAGUCUGAGAUCACAAAAGUACUGUCCUGUCCAGUCCACUCCAUAAGUAAGGCAGCAUUUUGAAGAGAUUUUAGGGUUAAGUUAACAUUCUGGACCAGUUCUUUCUAAGGCCUAGUUUCUAAUGUGGACUCAUUCCACGUCAUUUAUAAUAAUAAGCUGCGCUCUAAUGAAUAAUGUAAUAAUUAUUCUUAUUUUUUAUUGUUAGUUGACGGACCCGAUUUGCCUAAAAUGCCAAAAUUCGAUCAGAAUAUAAAAUAAUAAGCUCAGAUUUUUAAUAUGCCUUGCAAUCCAUUGUGGCAGCUGUUUAACGUGUUUGUCAAAAAUACUCAAAUUGGUUUGUUAAAUACGCGCGACUUGCAUCAGUAUAAAUAUGAAAAUAUCAGGGCUUGUAAUUUUUCUUUUGCAUUUUUUGCGCUUUAGAGCUUUAAUAAGAUGAGGCCAACGACAAACUAUUCCUUUAUAAGCAAAUUUGCAAUCUUCUUCCUGAUGUGCAUAAAUGCUUUGUACGCUUUUUGCGCCAGCAAUUGUUAUCAGUAGCUGCUCCAAAUUAAUAGGUGAGUUUCUGUUGGAAAUAUGAUAAAAUCACUCCUAAAAUAAAUCGUGUAGAAAAAUAAAGUACAUAGUGCAAACUGUUCAA
Messenger RNA from Cloeon dipterum, 2113 nucleotides. RefSeq names its product MAPK Phosphatase 4 (gene MKP-4). The record is from RefSeq and is a predicted model, not a curated record. The transcript has 10 exons. NCBI's taxonomy places the organism in Eukaryota, Metazoa, Arthropoda, Insecta, Ephemeroptera, Baetidae. Gene Ontology annotation, biological process: protein dephosphorylation. Gene Ontology annotation, cellular component: nucleus. Gene Ontology annotation, molecular function: protein tyrosine/serine/threonine phosphatase activity. The coding region runs from base 213 to 1319 and encodes 368 amino acids.